GGGCUUGUGUGAAGUGGGAUCUUUGAGUGGCUUUUGAUCGAUUCGAAUCUCGGUUUCGUCCCCGUCAACAUCUGAACGGUUGGACUACCGUCUCUCUCGUCGGGUUUUUCCCUUAUCCAAUCCGUCCGUAUCCGAUCGUUUUUCAUACCCGCGGAAGGACCGCUAGAAGAGACCUCGACCUUCUGCUCAGCGAGUCAGGGAAUAAUGGCAUCCAACAGUUCCACCAGAGACGACCAUCGUCUUUCCUUUGCAAAGAUUGCGGCCAUGCCUCCACCAUCAAUCCCGGAAGCUCCCGUCUUACCUGACGAGGUGCACGGCUCACAGUCGGUCGACGGCCUCUCAUGUUCCGAACAGCAUGGCUCGGAACACGUCCCCUCCGACCAGGGAGCCUCGAGUAACGUCCGAGACGAGGCUGCCACUGUGGAUCGAAACGUCGACUGUCUAUCCCAGGCCGUGCAUAACGUCCACAUCGAAGAAAAAAAGUAUCAUGGCAGCCCUGUGUUCUCCGGUGAAGCCCCAGACAGCGGUUCUCUGAAACGGGAGACCUCAUUUGAGGAUGACCGUACCCACCUUUCGAACUCUUCGACCAAGCCCACGAGCUUCGAUUCUAAGAGCAUGGCAUCGGUGACUACAUUCGCAAUGGACGAGAAAGAUUCACUGCGUCCCGAUGAUAGUGCUAGCGUCCAAGCUGUGGAUGAGGAGGAGUCCCUAUCCGGGCCUGCCUCCGGUGCCCCGAACUCGUUGACAGGCUCAGAGUCGGGUGCCCGUGGUUUUCGGGACCUACAAAGACCGCGAGGAAUACUGCAGCCUCCGGGCCCGAUCUUUAAUGAUGGUAUCCAGCGCACAAACGGUGCCGUUAUUCCGGACACUGUCGCAAACAAUUACGCCGUCCCGAAUGCUGAUGCUUUCCUAAAUGGACGGCCUAUCCAUGGGUUCCCAUCAGAGCCGGACGAGAAACUUCUUGAGGCUAUGAAAUCUCCCAAGGACCGUCUUCUGAUACUUCAACUAGAGGAGAAAGUCCGACACUUUAUACAAACUUCCAAGGAGCAUUCUUUGGAGCUGCCACCUUCAAACGCUUUUGGACGGCUCCUCGCGCAUAAGCUGGGCGAUUACUAUCAUUUGACCCACUUUGUUGACAACAACGUCACGUCUGUCAGACUUCACCGGACCCCGUUCUGUCGGCUGCCCACACCACUCUCGGUUCUGCACGCUGCGAGCAGCAGUACCCCGCCUCCAGCCAUGCCUGCCAUGAAAAUCAUGCGUCGUACUGAUAGCGAACGACCCUCCACAGAAGGAAGCAUUGCGGCAAGUUCCUCCGCUCCAUCGAAGAAUGGUUCAGAGGCCGGCGACAGUGGUGAUGGGGAGCGCGGCGGUUCCUCCGCCGGCGCUACCCCGGCCAAAGACAGGCUGGCUUUGACCCGGGAGGAGCGAGAAGCCAAGUAUCAGGAAGCUAGGGAGCGGAUCUUCCGGGAUUUUGCGGAGCCGAAGCCUUCUGAGAAUGCGAAUGGCGAGAUCGGUGCCAAUAUGUCACGCUCGAGUUCGGCGAGCGGACGCAGAAAGGGACACAGGCAGAAAACUCCUCAUGAUGACAGUUUCGAAGCUCGGUCUCAAUUCAACGCAUAUUAUCCUGGGAUGCACUACACCAAUGGGACCAUGCCUUACGGCAUGGCUAUGAACGAUCCGUCUUUCCCCAACCAGCCUUGCAUGGUUGGCCCGGGCGUGUCCCCGCCUACUAUGGGCUAUGGUCCUGGUGGCCAGACCGGUCCAAUGUAUUCCGGACCCAUGAAUAUGAACGCUAUGCCGCAUUACUCGAUGCCAGUAUCGCCUCAGAUGACCCCGAGCGGCCCGUGGCAGAAUGGCCCUGUGCCGCAGCAGUCCCCUUAUUCGGGAUAUGCGACCAUUAACCAGUCGCCAGCGAUGGCGUCCACCAAGUCCUCCCCUGCAUUAAACAGCUAUCCCAUGCCCAACUCUGUUCAAUAUCCACCCAAUCCCGGUUGGUCCACUCCACCUUAUCCUGGCGGUUACCCACAGCCUUCACAUCGCAAUCCUCCUCCGUCUGCGUGGGCCAGCUAUCAAACCCAGCCUCCUACACCCACCUCCUACCCCUAUACGCAAUAUCCCGGGCAGCCGUUGAGUCCCGGAAUGCAGAGCCACUCGGUCGCCCACCCCUUACCGGGAAGCUUUAAUCGGUCACCUUUCAACCCUCAAACCCGUUCGUUUGUCCCCGGCAGCGCACCGUUAGCGAGGCACCCAAGCAAGGGCAGUCAGCAUGGAAUGAAUCCGUACCCUGGCAUUCAACCGGGGAUUCAGCCUCAGUGGCCCGGAUUUCAAGAUGCCAACAACAAGCCUCAAGAAGCGUCUGGCUCGGUUGGGCAUGGUCCGAGUCGCGGUGGUCCUUCGGGAGGUAGAGAUUCCAUUGCAAAGUGGGGGACACCGUCGCAUCUUCCCCCCAAACCGCCACCAUCCGAGGUUCCUUCGGACUUUGACUUGAAGCCGCGGAGUGGCCCUAACUCGACCCAUCCUUACUCGGGCAACACGCUUCCCACCCCCAAGAACGGGCCGCUCGUCGUUUCGGGUGGUGCGACUCUCCCGAGGGUCAACUAGGGUUCUUCUCCCUCUGGCCAUCUGGGGGGUGGAGGGUUGGUUGACUGCUGUUACAAAAGUACAUAUG
Molecule: messenger RNA, 2671 nt
Organism: Aspergillus sclerotioniger CBS 115572
Lineage: Eukaryota; Fungi; Ascomycota; Eurotiomycetes; Eurotiales; Aspergillaceae
Product: putative R3H domain protein
Exons: 4
Coding region: 205-2604 (799 amino acids)
Biological process (GO): galactose metabolic process
Molecular function (GO): nucleic acid binding
Source: RefSeq, a predicted model, not a curated record